Durusdinium trenchii is the source of this 612-nucleotide messenger RNA. The record is from the annotation of a GenBank genome assembly. NCBI's taxonomy places the organism in Eukaryota, Dinophyceae, Suessiales, Symbiodiniaceae.
AUGGGCUUGGGUGCCGUGUCCGGCUCCGCCGCCGCGCUGGUCUCGAAUCCCUUCUUUCUUCUGAAGUCACGCUUCCAAGCCAUUGGCAGUGAGGAUGUGCUUCACCAGCACGUGCAGCCCUCCUUGAGAAGUGCAUUCCGCGAGAUCGGCAGGACACAUGGCCUCAGUGGCUACUACCAAGGCUUGUCCGCCUUCGUGCCCAGGGUCUCGGCGGCCACUGCAGUGCAGCUCUCGACCUAUGACAUGAGUAAGGACAUCAUCCUCCAAUCUACGCAGGUGCAGGAAGGCAUUUCCACUCACUUUGGAGCAAGCCUGUUGUCUGGGCUGGCGGUGACUGUGGCCAUGCAGCCCUUUGACCUUAUUGCAGUGCGAUUGAUGAACCAACCCCAGACCAGCGAGGGCGCUCUUUAUGCCGGACCGGUGGACUGCUGUAAGAAGAUCCUGCAACACGAGGGGGCCUCUGGACUGUUCAAAGGCAUCACUGCCAACUAUGCGCGGUUUGGCCCCUACUGCGCCCGGAGCCCACUUCAUCCUGAGUUUGCAAACUGGGUGAUUUUCCCGAACUGGGUGACUCCCCCCCAAACUGGGGUUUCAACACCCAGACACGACUAA